UGGAAAGAGCUGACCAAAAGUUCUUAGUAAACUGCAGCCAGGCCGACUCAGCUGAGAAUGGAACUAGAAAGACUGGCCACAGGGAAGGAUUAAGUCGAAGCCUUGGUGCGGGGGAGGCCUGGGGGGCGAGGGCUGAGUUUGGGAUGCUGUCAGGUUAUUAGCUGACUGGACUCAGAGAUGUGUCGCCUUGGUCACCGGAAGGCCAGAGCAGUGCCAGCCUCAGUAGAGUGACAGUCGUGCUCGAACCCCAGUAUCUCCAUGGACUCUGAGCAUUUGUAGAGAAGAGCAGGAUGACCCUGGCACAGACCUCGUGCUCACCUUCAGCCGACUGCUGAAUCGAAAGUUCAAGAGCCAGCAACUCGAGACACCUCCCCGGUGAGCCAAGAGUCAAGAGGAUGGCUCUGAAUGAAUCGUUCCCCUGGCACUUGAAAUUGGACUCCUGGGUGGCCUACAACGACACCAAUCACAGCACGUUCGCCCCGGAGAACGAUGACUGGUUCCACCCGGAGAUCCUCUAUGUCAUCCCUGCCGUGUACGGGGUCAUCAUCCUCAUAGGCCUCGUGGGCAACAUCACCCUGAUCAAGGUCUUCUGCACGGUCAAGUCUAUGCGCAGUGUGCCCAACCUCUUCAUCUCCAGCCUGGCUCUGGGAGAUCUGCUCCUCUUGGUGACCUGCGCGCCGGUGGACGCCAGCAGGUACCUGGCCGACAGAUGGCUGUUUGGCAGGAUUGGCUGCAAGCUGAUCCCCUUCAUCCAGCUCACCUCGGUGGGAGUGUCAGUGUUCACACUCACGGCUCUCUCGGCAGACAGGUACAAAGCCAUUGUCCGGCCCAUGGACAUCCAGGCCUCUCAUGCUCUGAUGAAGAUCUGCCUCAAAGCUGCCUUGAUCUGGAUCAUCUCCAUGCUUCUGGCCAUUCCAGAGGCUGUUUUCUCUGACCUGCAUCCCUUCCAUGAAGAAAGCACUAACCAGACCUUCAUUAGCUGUGCCCCGUACCCACACUCCAAUGAUCUGCACCCCAAAAUCCACUCUAUGGCUUCUUUCCUGGUCUUCUACAUCAUCCCACUGUCAAUCAUCUCUGUCUACUACUACUUCAUUGCCAAAAAUCUGAUCCAGAGUGCUUACAAUCUGCCCAUGGAAGGCAACAUACACAUCAAGAAGCAGAUCGAAUCCCGGAAGCGCCUGGCCAAGACCGUGCUGGUGUUUGUGGCUCUCUUUGCCGUCUGCUGGCUGCCCAACCAUGUCAUCUACUUGUACCGCUCCUACCACUACUCAGAGGUGGACACCUCCAUGCUUCACUUUGUCUCCAGCAUCUGUGCCCGCCUCCUGGCCUUUACCAACUCCUGCGUGAACCCUUUUGCCCUCUACCUCCUGAGCAAGAGUUUCAGGAAACAGUUCAACACUCAGCUCAUCUGCUGCCGACCUGGCCUGCUGGGUCGUUCUCAUAGCACCGGCAGAAGUACCACGUGUGUGACCUCCUUCAAGACCACCCACCCAUCCGUGGCCACCUUCAGCCUCAUCAAUGGAAACAUCUGUCACGAAGGGAGAGAGAGGCACUUCAACGCGAACACCAUUCUGUAUCACAAAGAAGUAGAAGUCUAAGAGAAGAGCGGAAGCCUCAGAAGCAGAAACACAAGCCACACUGAGAUGACACUUGGUUGGAGUUCUCUUGCUCUAGGAGAGUUGAAGAGGAGCUCACUUCAGCGAUGAUAUGCCAGAUACGAAGCUCAACACAUUUCUGUUCACUCUUGCAAGCACCGUCGAAAGUGUUCUGAUGGUGAACUGAGCUCAUGGAUACUCCUUCACAUUCCCAGGGUCACAGAGCACAGUUGAUUGACAGAGUAUCAGCGUCGACUUGGAUUUCUUUGAAGUCCGUGUUCAUUCCAUGGCUUAGCAUCUCCUCACAAACAUACCCUAGACAAGAGAUUAGGUUAUAGACCAUACUAGGCAGCUAGGUACCCUUCUCUAGAUUUUUGUCCAAAGGCCUGAAGUAUUGUAGAGUCAAAAGAAUAUACACAAAGCUGAUCACAUAUGUCUCUAAGCACAUAAGUUAAGGACUUGAUACAAGAAGAACUGAAAUGCAGUAUAAAGUAGGUGGACAAGGAAGUCCUUUCAUGUGAUUGCCCUCCAGAUACACAAUUCAAUUAAAACUGGAAGACAUCAGAAUAAUUUCUCACUUGAUUCUGUGACAAACUAAGGAAAUUUUUUUUAAAAAGCAUUGGUGAAGAGGAAAAAAUGGUGUCAGGAAGAAGUAUAACCACCCACUCCUAUUUCAUUCCCAAGAGUAAGAUAUGACAGUGGAUGGUUUCCAAGAGCUUGGAAAAUUAAUACAUGAAGAUAUGAGUAGCCUGUAAUAGAAAAUUCUCUCCUGGACUAAAGCAAAGGUGAUAAGCUCAGGAAUGGAUGUGGGCAUCUGAAUGCUGAGCCCUAGUUCUCCUAGGAUAAACCCAGACAUCACCAUCUCCCUGCCCUCUCUCAGAUCACAUUUCUAGAAGACUACUCCCCCUCACCCAUUUAAAAUUCAUCCCAAGGUCAUAUAAUAACAUGAAAGGACUCACAUAAUUUUAUGGUCUUUUACGCGAAUUAUUUUGGUGAACAGUGAAACCUCAAACAUUCCACUACUCAUUAAUUCCCAGACAAGCUUGGCAGUUUUUAGUAUAACCCAGGAUUUCAGUGUUUAAGAUACAUUCUAUAAUGUGGGCCUGUUGUGGAUCUCAAUUUUUCAUCACUUGCUUCCAGUUUAGCUAUUAUCAUUUAUAUAUUGACAUGGAUAGACUGUAACAUUAAGCAAGUAAAGAUUAUUUUAUUUUAAAAAAUCUUUCUGUUGUCUGGGCUUAAAUGAUUCAAACAUAAAUGAUCUUUUGUGCAUUCAAGUCAAUAGGACUUGGGGUCAAUUCAGUGAAUUGUAAAAAAUCCAUGUCACAAACUAAUAUCAUUUUAUGCUUUGGUUUUAAACACCAUUCUCAUAUUUUAUAAAUUAUCAUUGCACUUGUUAUUAUUAAUUGUAAAUAUUUAUUGAGUUAAAAUGUGCUCGGUGUUGAAUAAUUCAGAACAAGUUCCAGGUGUGGUAUAAUAUAAAUAAUGUCAUGGCUUGGCUUUCCCUAGACGCCUUAGACUAAUAAAUUAUUUAUGAAGUUCACAAUAUUCAUGUAAUGAUUCAAAUCCUUUUUAAAUGUGUAAACUUAACUGUGUCACCAUGUGAAACUACCUGUGAAGUGUGUAGAUUUGAUUGUGUUGUUUUUCAAGAAAUGUUUUCACUGCUUCUAUCACACUGUACCUGAUCCAUGUGACACCGAGUCAACUCCAGUGAACUAGGCCUACAUAUUGAAGUCAUGGAAGAUAAACACGAAUUUGAUUUCUUAAUAUAAGGCCUAAUGGAUGAAAUGGGGAGACGCAUGUGUUCAAUGUUCAAUAAAAGUACAGCUGCUGCAUGAA
This is a messenger RNA of Sorex araneus (European shrew), 3431 nucleotides long. It is a transcript of the gene GRPR, whose product is annotated as gastrin releasing peptide receptor. Gene Ontology annotation, molecular function: G protein-coupled peptide receptor activity. Lineage: Eukaryota; Metazoa; Chordata; Mammalia; Eulipotyphla; Soricidae. Gene Ontology annotation, biological process: G protein-coupled receptor signaling pathway. Gene Ontology annotation, cellular component: membrane. The record is from RefSeq and is a predicted model, not a curated record. The coding region runs from base 396 to 1598 and encodes 400 amino acids. The transcript is spliced from 4 exons.